Thecamonas trahens ATCC 50062 is the source of this 1281-nucleotide messenger RNA. RefSeq lists its product as uncharacterized. The record is from RefSeq and is a predicted model, not a curated record. The coding region runs from base 1 to 1281 and encodes 426 amino acids. NCBI's taxonomy places the organism in Eukaryota, Apusomonadida, Apusomonadidae. The transcript is spliced from 2 exons.
AUGCAUGUUCAUCGCGAUCGUCGCGCGCAGCACGUCCUGCCGCUGUGGCACGCCCGCCGGCUGGUGGCCACCCGGCGUGCUGCUGGGACCAACGGCGUCAUCCUCGACCGUCAUGAGGAGCUGGGUAGCUUCUCCAAAAUGGACUACCGCAAGUUGCACUCGACGAUUGAUCGGGCUGUCGAUCCGCGCAACGCCCGCCAUGUCGAACCUUGCCGUGACGGGCUCAACGAGCUCCAGCUGCUCCGCUUCCGCCUUCGGAUGGAGCAGACAAUCGACACGAUGCGGCUGUAUGGCGCUGGGCCGCGCGAUCAACCGCGGUUGAGCUAUCGCUCCAGCUCCGCCCAAGUCACGCGCCCUUCGUCACUCCGCCGCGAGGAGGCGAAGGCCGCCAAGGAGCUUGCUGCCGAGGCUGAUGCUUUGUGGGAGGAUGAGCCACUGCGUGGCGAGGAGCUUGCGUUUUGGGACCAUACGCUGCUGCGGUAUGACGCCAUCAACGCUGUACUGCGGUGGAUGCGGCGGCGCGAGGCCGAUCCAGACGCCGCAUUUGUCCCGCACAUUCCCGGCCAGCCGCGGGUGGCACCGGUGGCGAUCUCGCCCAUGGCAGUCUGCCUCGCCGCAUCGUCGGCGACGUCGUUCUUGCGUAAGAUCAUGCAUCGACUCUUGCUGGUGGCCCCAGAGUCGGGUGAGGUCUCGAAGCGUGUUGUCGCGCGUGCCCUGCAUGCCUUUGACAUCGAGCGGCUCGGCUUCUCGGCCGAGGACCAGCUGUUGCGGCCGGAUCUGGUGGAAGCCGCCCUGCUUGAGGCCCACGAGCGUGGUAACCUGUUUGGCCCGAUCACAUUUGACGGCCGGGAGUAUGCUGCUGUCACCUCAUCUCUGCCCACUGAGGGCGAGAACGACGAUGACGAGCAGGUGAGGCAGGUGGCGGUGUCGCCACCGCCUCUGAGCAGCAACGAGCUUGCCAGCCUGUUUGGCGAUCUUGAAGGGCUCGAUGACACUGCCGGCAUCGCCGAGCUCGCUACCAGUAUGUCAAACGUGGACGAGGACGAAGACGAGGAUGAGGACGAGGACGAGGAGACAGCGGCGAGCUUUGACGACGACAGCGACUCGGUUGGGAGGCUCAUGGCUGGAGUUCUCUCGAGGCCGCGGGCCCGAGGAAACGUGGCAAUGCCACCGCCGCCCGAUCCGGCAGAGAUUGCGGUCAAGGUGGCGCAGGCGGCGCGGCAUGUCAUGCCAGCUGGUUCGAGCGUAGCACCGAUGGAGGAGGAGGAAGAGGAUGAAUAG